AUUCUUUUGAUUCUUCUUUCCCCAUCGACGCGAAACAUCAUCACCCAUUCUCUUUUUUUUUUUCUUCUUCCUUCUCUUUCUUUUUCAUCCAUCAAUGAAAUCAUUUCCUUCUCUCUUCGAGUCGCUCCUUGUCUCGCCAUAAUACCCUCCCGUCUCCACCGAAUUUAAUUAUUCACUGUAAUUUAUCAUCUCAUCAUAUCGUUUCGAUAACAUAACAACAUGACCGACAAGCUGCCCCCUAACCUUCUCGCGCUCUUCGCGCCGCGACCACCUUUGCGAUGGGUGCCUGCGCCCGACUUCCCGCCCGAGCAGCGCAAAACACACCCCAUCACUGGCCUUGGCGAAUACCUUCCCGCUCUCGCUGCAUACAAGGAUAAAGAUGGAUAUCGUCCUACCGAGAGCUGGUUACAAAUGCGCGACAGAAAGAAGCUGGAGAAGAAGGCGAAACAAGAGAGGAUGUUGACAGAAGGUCCUUUGUAUUACAAACCUAACGAAGAUCCUAACAUUCGCGGCGACCCAUUCAAGACUUUGAUUGUCGCCCGACUUAGUUAUGACGCCAACGAGCACGACCUGGAGAAGGAAUUUGGGCGCUUUGGACCUGUUGAGCGCAUUCGCAUUGUGACCGAUACUCAUGCCCAUGAGAAACCCAAUAAGAAGAAGAAACCUCAUCGCGGAUAUGCUUUUGUUGUUUUUGAACGUGAGAAAGACAUGAGAGCUGCUCUAGAUGGUUGCGAUGGCAUCCGUAUUAGGGACCGCCGAAUUAAGGUAGACGUUGAGAGAGGCCGAACAGUUAAGGGCUGGAAGCCUCGUCGUUUCGGUGGUGGCCUAGGUGGUCGGGGAUACUCCAAAGCUGCUCCUCCCCAACCCCGAGGACCUGGAUUUGGAAGUGGCUUUGGUGGCCGCGACGGUUUCCGUGGAGGUUUCCAAGGCCGUGGAAGAGGUGGAGGGGGAUUUAUGGGUGGUCGUGAUCGCGGCUUCCGAGGAGGAGGAGGGGGAGGAGGAGGCGGCGGCGGCGGUGGUGGCGGAGGAGAUUUCGGUGCUGGUCGUGAUCGUGGAUUUGGUCCGCAGAACGGUUACAACCCGCCUCCUAAUGCGCCAGCUGGCCCUAACUGGGGUGGGCGCCGUGGAUUUGGUGGAGGUGACCGGGAUCGUGGUGGAUCAAGCGGUGGGUAUGACUCGCGCAACGGCAGUCGCUCAUAUGAUGAUAGAUCAGGCGGAAAUCGUGACGGAGGCAGAUUCGGCGGCGACCGCGACCGUCGAAGCGGCGCUAAUUUCGAGCCGGUUCGUGGCGGACGAGAAUAUCGAGACUACGACCGGUCGAGAGAGGACGACAGCCGAAAACGGGGUUACGAAGGCAGCUAUGAGGAUCCGCGUAAGCUACGACGCUACUAAGCCGACUGACUUUCUUAUCGAGGUAAGAGUCCGUCUGUCUUGGUGGGUAUCUUCUGUCUUCCCGUACUUCUGCGUCUCUAUCCAUCAUCGUCAUCACUACCACCCCGACUCUUCCUUCUGCCUUUCGACACCAAGGGUAAGCAAGGGUAAGAUCAUGUUCUUGACAACUACCAAAUAGACGACAGCUGCCCUCAACAAUAACAACAACAGCCCGGCGAUAAACCAAAAAGGUAAUCAGGAGGUUAGCAAAUCCCUCAUUUGGUUGAAAUUCGGAUCGACUCUUAUUCAGUUGUGGUUGACGUUUAAUGUCCAUUUUUGCCUUCGGAAUCAUCACGACAUCCUUUACUGCUACCGGAAUUGGAGAGGUAAUACGUUUUUUCUACACCCUCACAUGUACUCUAUAAUGACCGUAGGGAAUAAUUGCAAGGUCUAGCCAUGUCGCACAUGAUAAAUGGCGCGAAUAGUUUCCCCCAGGUAAGGUCGGAGGUAAGAGAAUAUAAGACAAGCCUACUGACCGGGGUAUUCUUUCUUGCUAAGGGGGGAAGGGGAAGGGAGGAAAAAGGCGUUGGGGGUGAAGAAAAAGCAACGAGUCAACGAGUUCAUUCGAGUGCCACAUAACCAUAGCUUGUUUGCCUUAUGUGUAGGACCUGAUCAUUUGCCGAAUAUUGUAACAUAGCCGAUAGUAGUCACGAAACACAAUGAAUGCUAGUAGCAUCUUAGAUG
Messenger RNA from Hypoxylon trugodes, 2115 nucleotides. RefSeq names its product RNA-binding domain-containing protein. The record is from RefSeq and is a predicted model, not a curated record. The coding region runs from base 220 to 1392 and encodes 390 amino acids. The transcript is spliced from 4 exons. Gene Ontology annotation, biological process: mRNA splicing, via spliceosome. Lineage: Eukaryota; Fungi; Ascomycota; Sordariomycetes; Xylariales; Hypoxylaceae. Gene Ontology annotation, molecular function: mRNA binding; U1 snRNA binding. Gene Ontology annotation, cellular component: U1 snRNP; U2-type prespliceosome; precatalytic spliceosome.